Leptinotarsa decemlineata (Colorado potato beetle) is the source of this 1797-nucleotide messenger RNA. It is a transcript of the gene otp, whose product is annotated as orthopedia. Gene Ontology annotation, molecular function: DNA-binding transcription factor activity, RNA polymerase II-specific; DNA binding. The record is from RefSeq and is a predicted model, not a curated record. NCBI's taxonomy places the organism in Eukaryota, Metazoa, Arthropoda, Insecta, Coleoptera, Chrysomelidae. Gene Ontology annotation, biological process: neuron differentiation; regulation of DNA-templated transcription.
GGUGAUAGUAUGAUGAGUUACUGCAACAACGGAGGCGGGGGGAACGGCAACGUGGGGAACGGCGGCUCGCCGCCCCCUCAAAUCCCGUGCUCGAGCUCGGCCACCCCACCAGUGGCGGCGGGAACCUCCCCCACCGGCGGCGAGGAGGACGACAUCUGGCGUGGCCACAGCAUAGCCGCUCUUCGGAGACGAGCCUCGGAGUUGAACGCCGCCAUUCCUUCUUAUCUGCAGAUCAACUACGACACGCACAAUAACGCCCCUGUAUAUUAAUUGUGGACUUUUCGUUCCUUCAAUGUAGGUACAGUGCGGGCAAUGGAUCUUUACACGUGCGUCACCAAAUCGUGCAUCCGACAAAGCAGUGUUGCCGCUACCAUAUUCUAAAAAGGUACUGGAUGGCGAAUAAAACGUACAUGAUUCAAUAUAAAAGUAUUGAAAAAGCGAAUCCAUGAGUAAUUAAUAUUUUUUGUAUACAUGUACCAUUUCUUAAUUUAUAUUCAAUUUUAAACCAGAGUUUAGCUGUUACAACAAAUAAUUGAUGAAAUUGUAUGAAUUUAGAAUGAAUACUAUACUGUCAAACGAAGAUAAUACGGCAUCAUUUGUCGAAUUUAGGUUUCGACUCAUGUUUGUAUCCAUAUAACGAGUAUAAACUACCAUCCAAACGAAAACUAUCCUGAUCAAACGUAAACUCAAUUGUUUUGUCUCCGUUAUUCACUCGUAGAAGAAAAGGGUGCUAUAUAAAAAUAUGGUUUCACCGCGCCAGGUAUUGAUGACGAAUGUGUAAUGAUUCUUUGCCCCAAGUGUAAGGAAUUUGUGUAGAACUGAAAGUGGAUUACGAAAUGUGCGCGUGUUUUUUCAUUUAUUGUUGUUAACUAUUUUUUAGGUGGUGUUUAUUUUGGAACCCAGUGACUUAGGUGAAAUAAGGAUGUCAAACUUGAAAAUUUGAGUUGUUUUGUUUUGUCGCUAUAUAGGGUAUCUCAUUCAAACAUCCGUAAUCAAAUCACUAAUUAAAACCUAAACAAAGAUUUCAUGAAAUUAUUUCUCAAGAUGUAUGGGAUAUAUCUUGUCGAAACCUUUUUCAAGAAAUGAAAUAAGACAUUUCCUUGUUGUUUUUAACAUGGUUCAUUCGAUUACUUCAACUACUUCCGUGUAUACGAUGUAAAAUAAAAUCUGUACAAAUUGUAACUUGUUCGUCAAAUAGGGUAACUUUAAAUUUUUUGAUUGAAUUAAAUGUACUUAGAUUGUAGAAAAUAUAAUAUAUAAUGUACUUACUGUAUACGUCAAAUGACUACAGGAUAAUAUCAGCAAUAUGAUAAUACAAUAAUAGGUUUUCCUUAUUAUUUUGAUCGGACUGAAUAUUUUUCGUGUAUAUGCAAGAUCCUGGCUUCAUUGCAAAUAGCAGAUUAUAUUUUUUUUCAGUUUUAUUCGUAACUAUUUUCGUAGGCACUUUCUACACUUUCAUAUUUUCACUUCCGUUAUGCAACAAAAACGCAUUUCUUUCCUCUUUUAUCAAACACAUAAAUAAAUGUGUGUUUUGUAAACAAAGAAAUAUUAAUGUUUUGUUGAAAAUAUUGGAUUUGCUGAUAUUAGUCUUCAUUGGAAAACUUUGUUACUAUAUUUCAUUCAUAUGAUAUGUACCUACUGACUAAUACUUGAGAAGAAAUUUUUGUUUAUAAUUAUUUGCUGACACGAAAUGUAGAUGAAAAGAAAUUAUUUUUUGUUGAAAGAAAUGUAUAACACAUUAUUUGUUUAUGAACAUGUUUUGUGAAAUGUAUUAUUAAAAAUGUUAUAUGAAUGUCA